Molecule: messenger RNA, 1361 nt
Organism: Ananas comosus (pineapple)
Lineage: Eukaryota; Viridiplantae; Streptophyta; Magnoliopsida; Poales; Bromeliaceae
Exons: 9
Coding region: 129-1043 (304 amino acids)
Molecular function (GO): acyltransferase activity, transferring groups other than amino-acyl groups
Source: RefSeq, a predicted model, not a curated record
CAAAAACCGCGUUUUCCCUUCCGCCCAGGAAGGGGAAUCGGAUUCGCGUCGCCAAUUCCACGAAACCUCUCUCUCUCUCUCUCUCAGGGUUAGGGUUAGGGUUUCUCGACCCUUCCUCGCGGAGGUCGAUGUCGACCGUAGCCGCGCCGCCACCCGGUCUCCGCCGAGUCCCCGUCGUCCGAAGUGGACCUCGGAGCCGAUUCGCGAGAAGAUUCGUCUUCCCAGUGAUGAAAGGUGGUUCAAUGGUUCCAUGUAAUAAUGGGAAAGAGGAGCCUGCCAAUGGCGGACUUAACAAUAAUGAAAGAGUUCCUCAUCUUAGGAUAUCUUCAGAUCAACCUGAUAUGGUGCCUCGCUUGGAGAUCCAAUCUGAUCCCUCCAAUCUCCGUUUUGACCGUCGGCAGCUUUCAGAUGAAGAAUGCGAUUCCAGGCAGCGAAGAUUUUUCGGGCGGUUUGUUGCCCGAGAGGCCAUACUUGAUGAAGAAUACUGGACGGCAGCAUGGUUGAGGGCCGAAAGUCAUUGGGAAGAUCAGCCAGAUGUUCGCUAUGUUGACUCCUUUAAGAGGAAGUUUGCAGAGCAGGAAUUUAAUGCUCUGAAGAAGCGGUGUACUGGGCAGCAUGCAGAGAAGUGCAUCUGCAUAGUUGGGGUGAAAAAUGACGAGAAAAACAGCAAACGGACUGUAUUGAGCAGCAUCGUUGGGACGUUGGAUGUUAGAAUAAGGCAUCUUUUACAAGGGGAGACAUUUCCUGGGGAGUGUGGAAAAGCUUCAUUUACCUGUUGCAUCUAUGAGGCAAAUCAGCCAAAAUACGGCUACGUGUCCAACUUAUGCGUCGCGAAGUACACACGGCGUCAUGGAAUUGCGAGCAACAUGCUGUUGUUGGCUAUAGAUAUAGCCAAAUCAUAUGGUGCCGAUAAGGUUUACGUCCAUGUGAAUAAAAAUAACAUGGGAGCUCAGAAACUGUAUGAUAAAAUUGGUUUCAAGAUGGUUGACAUUGCUGCACCGGUUCCGCCAACAGUGAACUACUUACUAUCCUUAGCGACUUAAAACUAGUUUUCUUCCUGAGUGGUUUUUUCCUCAUCCUCUUGUACAGAGGUGGCAUUUCCCCCAAGAGGGUUUCGUUUUAGACAUCCCCUCCCCUUUGUAAUUCAACGAAUCAGGUGUGGUGGGAAAUCCAAAAUAUUGAAACUGUUGUCAUUUUAGUCGGGAGAACAAAAAAAAAAAGAAAAAGAAAAAAGAAAAGGAAAAGAAAAAGAACCUGCGGUGCAUACAAUACGUGUAUCCCUGUAACAAACUGAAAUGCAUCUAUAUCUUUCGCUGAGAUGCUAAAAGAAAAUGAAACACCUGUUUUUUUUUUUUCCCCUC